This is a messenger RNA of Rhopilema esculentum, 1002 nucleotides long. RefSeq names its product gamma-glutamyl hydrolase-like. Gene Ontology annotation, cellular component: vacuole. NCBI's taxonomy places the organism in Eukaryota, Metazoa, Cnidaria, Scyphozoa, Rhizostomeae, Rhizostomatidae. Gene Ontology annotation, molecular function: gamma-glutamyl-peptidase activity. The record is from RefSeq and is a predicted model, not a curated record. Gene Ontology annotation, biological process: tetrahydrofolylpolyglutamate metabolic process.
UUUCCUUGCACCAAUGACACCAGCCAGUUGACAUUAAGAAUAAGCAAAAUGAAGUUGCUUUUCCUAUCUGCGAUUGCAAUCAUUGCUAGCAUCGGCUGUGAAGCAUCGGCUUGUCGUAACAGCAGACCAAUAAUUGGCAUCCUGGCACAACCACUUACAAACAAAAACAUACUGAAAAAGUUCCCAUUUACACAAGGAAAAUCGCACAUGCAUGCAAGCUAUGUAAAAUGGCUCGAGUCCGGUGGUGCUCGUGUGGUACCAAUCAAAGAUGGAAUGGAUAAAAAGGCGCUAAACAAGCUCUUGGCGUCAAUUAAUGGAGUCGUGUUUCCGGGUGGGAUAUCCAACCUUGGAACAUCAAAAUACGCCAAGACUGGCCGCGACAUUUUUGAAUAUGCAAUCGAAGCAAAAAACUUUCCAAUAAUGGGAAUAUGUCUCGGUUUUCAGUUGCUAAUAAAACUGACGUCUCAGAGGAAUUUGCUUCAAAGGACAUACGCGAAAAGAAUAUCAAUGAAAAUGAAAACCACUCCGCAUUUUAGAAAAAGCCGAAUGUUUUCAGGUUUGAGUUCCAGCCUGAAAAGACUUGUCACUCAGGAAAGACUUGCUUACAAGCACAACUGGGGUAUAUAUCCAAGAGUCUUCAACAAAAAUCGACGCCUAAGGACAUUUUACAAUAUACUAACGACAAGCAAGGACACAAGGGGUGUGGAAUUUGUAGCAGCAAUGGAAGCAAAGAGAUAUCCUAUUUUUGGUGUACAGUGGCACCCCGAGAAGAUCAGCUAUGAGUGGCACCCAAUAUUGAAAAUAAACCGAUCGCCAGAAGCAAUUCAGUUGGCACAGUUCAUGACAAAUGCGUUUGUCAAAGAAGCAAUGAAAAAUUGCAAUCGGUUCGCGUCAAAAGUUGAAGAGAAACGCACCCUGAUCUACUCACAUUAUCCUUUAUACACUGGAGAAGUGAGUACGGUGGAACAGACCUACGUUUUUGAAUGAAGCAAGGGAACAAGA